Messenger RNA from Bombus pascuorum, 1648 nucleotides. Its product is annotated as solute carrier family 35 member F2-like. Gene Ontology annotation, molecular function: transmembrane transporter activity. Gene Ontology annotation, biological process: transmembrane transport. The record is from RefSeq and is a predicted model, not a curated record. The transcript has 8 exons. Gene Ontology annotation, cellular component: membrane. Bases 42 to 1331 code for a protein of 429 amino acids. Lineage: Eukaryota; Metazoa; Arthropoda; Insecta; Hymenoptera; Apidae.
CCUCUCUUCUAGCGCCUGUGGCUAAAAGCCUCGGGGCGAAUAUGCACCCUGGCAUGGGAGUGUCAGCGGGUGAUCGUCGCUACGGCGAAAAUACGGUGAUGCAGUCCGGGAACGGGGUCUGCGACAAGAUCGAAAAUUACAUAUCGGACCUGGGACAAUGGUCAGUGUGGAGAGCGAUAAUAUUGGGACAAUUUCUAUCUCUCGUGUUAUGCUUCAUGAGACUGGCGAAUCAUCACAUCAACACUGCGUAUCAGCUCGCGCUUCCGACCGGACAAAAUCUCCCGCAUUAUGUUAUGAUGUGUCUUGUGUACACAACCUGGAUGUCCUGCAAAGGGGUAGGAAAUGGCCUAAUUUCUGUCAUACGAGCCCGUGGAUGGAGGUACUUGCUACUGGCUUUCAUUGACGUCGAAGCGUGCACACUUGUAACAUCCUCGCAUCAAUUCACUAGCCUAGCCGGAAUACAGCUGCUCGAUUGUGUGGCCAUACCAGUUGCAUUGGCGCUAUCGUGUUUAGUUCUAGGGGUGAGAUAUCGGAUGGUACACAUAGUCGGCGUUUCUGUUUCUUUGAUGGGUGUAGGAUGCUUGGUUUGGGCAGGGAUUGAUGACAAUAAAGAUCCUGUGACUACAGGAAAGAAUCAUCUUGUUGGUGAUAUGCUGUGCCUUGGAGGCGCGGUAUUGUUUUCUAUAACAACCGUACUACAAGAAUUAACGGUUAAGACAGUCGAUAUUAUCGAAUAUCUCGGCAUGAUCGGUUUCUUCGGUACUAUAUUAUGCUGUAUACAAAUGGUCAUACUAGAGAGCUUAAAGUUAGAAUCAUUUCAAUGGAACAAUGUACCAGUAAUAACGUUCUUGAUAGUUUACUGCAUCACGCAAUUCGUCUUUUUCUCGUUGGUACCUGUUAUAUUGUUCGAGUCCGGUGCAACUGCGUUGCAACUAGCGUUACUCACCGCAGAUUCUUUCAACGUUUUAUCUGGCAUGCUGGUUCAUCAAUACAAGUUUCACGCAUUGUACUUCGUCUCGUACACGCUCACAAUGACAGGCAUAUAUAUCUACGCGAUAAAGAGAACACCAAUGUCGUCGAACUCGCGAAGACAACACACUGAACUCACUGCUCCAGAUUACAGAGACGUCAUUUUAAGACAUAUAUCUCAUCCCGACGUUGGAGAAGUGGAAAUGGCAACAAGUUCAGGGAUGUCUGGCGUGAGUGGUACCCUCGACGUUAGAACGUCGACCCUUGGCAGCGAAAAAGAAACUAUGGACGCGACAAGUAUACCGCCAAGCGUUAGUUCUGAUACAGCCUUCACCUCCUUUUACGGAAGUUAUUACGAUUAAGGGAAUCUGCAAGAAGACGCACAGAAAAUGUAGAGCCAACCGAACAACAUGUGUAGAUUCGCCGUGUGCGCGCUCUUGUUAAAGUUUUACACCAAGUUCGAAAUUAAUGAUCACAGAGGUGCAUUCUUUCGUUUUCUAUGAUGUGAUACAAUAUAAUAGUAAAUAGAUCUCCUCGAUAAAUAAGUUAAAUAAGUUAAAUAUACACAGUGUUCUGAUUAACGUCGUGGUUUUUUAAAGAACUUAACCAACAUAAAUAUCGAUUAGCCGCGUAUAAACGCGAUCUUCAUUGUUGAUUUGACUGUUUAUCGAAAUGUAAG